AGGUACAGGUAGUUGUAGAAGGCCUCUGCAACAGCGACAACUUUUACUACGCUUACUGUAAUAUCUGCUAGGCCUGGGGCUCUUGCUCCAUCGCAAAGCUGUUGACCAUCUUUCUCACAGAAUGCAAUCGCAGGGUCCUUGGUCAGAAAUUCCUCCGGAGACUGGCUCCUCCGAACGGUUGGGAGACGCGACGAGGUCCGCUUGCCUCCAUUGUCGGACCAAGAAGGUCCGGUGUACUGUGAGCCCGGUGGCAGGAGUGUGUGAACGAUGUUAUCGGUCGGAGCGAGAAUGUGUGCUCCGAGCCCGCUCUCAACGGCGCCCGAACAAGAAAGUAACUCUUCGCAUCGAAGAACUGGAGAAGAACCUAGCAGUGGUUAGGGCACAGCUCGCUGGUCAGGGCCCGCAAAGCCAGACUUCACAGUCUCCAAGCUCAAAUGGUAUUCCCACCCCAAGCGCGCUACCGGUACUGCAGACUCAACCAAGCUCAAGCGCUGCUCAGCAGGAUGUGUUUGAUCGGGGCCUUCUGAGCCUCAGUCAUGGCAUGGCCCUAAUCCGAGAGUAUCAAACGAUGUCAAAGGGGUUUGCCUUUGUCGUAUUGCCAGAGCUCCAGUCACUUCCGGCUGUGCGGCAAGAAUCUCCAGUUACGCUUUUGGCAGUACUAGCUGUUGCGUCUUGGCAGAAUAGAGAUGUCCAAACUAGUCUUUACAGAGAGCUCUGGCAAAUCCUUUCACAGCAACUAUUCAUGGAUGGAGAGCUUUGUUUAGAUGUUUUGCAAGCUCUAAUUAUCCUCUCCGCAUGGUGUCACCUAAACCUCGUGUCUGUGUACCGAUUGACAGCAUAUGCUGCGUCAAUAGUUGUUGACCUUGGUAUUAACAGUGUGCCCCGCAAAGAAAGCGAUCCUAAGGUAGGGCUUCGCCUCAAAUUCUACCCCCGAGCCCAGAUGGAAGUACCAGAGCGGCGCAGUUUCGAGGCACAGAGAGCCUAUGUUGGCUGCUAUCUGUUGUCUACCUCAUACUCUCUCUUGUCAAGGAAACCUCUUCAGCUUCGGUACACACCGUACCUGGAACAGUGCGCGGCUUUCCUGGCGUUAGAAAACAAUGCUACCACAGAUGACUCCUUGAUACACUAUGUUCGCAUCUUACAUCAUGCCGAGGAAAUCUACGAAGCUUUCGGCUAUGCUGAAUCACACACUACGGCGCAAUACAGCGAUGAGAUAUUACGAAUACUUUUGAAGACUUACGACACACGACUGAAAACUUUGAAGAGCGAGCUUCCGUCCCACAUCCGUGUCCAGCCAGAGUUCGUCAUUAUGGUACACACAAUUUGUGCGUACACCAACGAAGUCGCACUGCAUUGUCUACCACCUCCAGGUGAACAGCUGUCUCCCACCCUGGUGGAAGCCUUCUUGGACUGCUUGGUGAGUGUCAGAGAAGUCCUUGAUUAUGCCAUGCUGCUCUCAGACCGGGACUUCAUGAACCUGAACGGGUACAGCUGUGCUCGAAUACACUACGCUGUCACCUUGGCCUAUCGACUGACGUUUGCAAUCCGCUCUCCGUCCUGGGACGUCAAUUAUGUUCGCUCAAUAGUCAAGCUCGAGGACUACAUCGACCUCCUCAUCCAGCGCGUCGAACCUAUUCAAAAGUGCGUCUCUGGAAGCGAGGACCAUAGCAGUUGGUACAAUGUCUGCCUCAUCGAAUGGACAUCCGUCAGGAAAGCAUACAUUGCUGAACUGGCACAGAGGGGCAUCGAAGUGCCACUUGUUGUCACAGCUCCACAAGAAACGGCUGUAUGGUCGCAGGGUGUGCUGCCAUACAACGACACCGGCUUUUUCGACUUCAUGCCCAACCUACAGCAAUGGAUGUGGGCACCUCCAGUCCCGGACUCAUCAUGAGAUCGGCUGCUCAGGGAGUGGCUCUUAGGAUGAUUGUAAAGGCCCACUACCAUACAAUAUUCGACCGCU
Molecule: messenger RNA, 1960 nt
Organism: Didymella exigua CBS 183.55
Lineage: Eukaryota; Fungi; Ascomycota; Dothideomycetes; Pleosporales; Didymellaceae
Exons: 6
Coding region: 122-1891 (589 amino acids)
Biological process (GO): regulation of DNA-templated transcription
Cellular component (GO): nucleus
Molecular function (GO): transcription cis-regulatory region binding; zinc ion binding; DNA-binding transcription factor activity, RNA polymerase II-specific
Source: RefSeq, a predicted model, not a curated record